AUCGAAUAUUCGUGAAAAGAGAACGAAUCGAACCAAUCGAAACACAUCUCAGAGCCAUUUUAAUCCAGAGAGAUAGCGUACAUAUUAAUCCAUCUCUCUCUAAUUACCCUCUCUCCAUCUCUCUCGAUCUCUCCGAGUUUUUCGACAAACCCUAGUUUCAACCCAGCGGCAUGGCUAAAGGAAUGAGAGGAAGACGCAGAAUUGCUUCAAGACAGUCCCGGACAACUCCAUACCCAGUUUCGAAUUGUAAGCAGGAUGUGUCAAAAUGCUCAAUUGAGAAGAAGUAUUCUGAUGGGAUUCUGCACAAGAAAGAUUGGGAAGAUGCAACCUGUUCUGUGUGCAUGGAAUAUCCCCACAAUGCUGUUCUUCUCUUAUGUUCAUCUUAUGAUAAGGGUUGUCGGGCCUACAUGUGUGGGACCAGCUGUCGCUACUCCAACUGCCUCAACCAGUACAAGAAAGCCUACUGGAAAGUGAGCACACCUCAUCAGAACCAAGCUCUGCAUGGUGCAACUGCGGAUAGUAGUUCUCUUGUCAGCCCACCAGUUUCCAGUUGGCCAAUGGAAGAAUGCGGAGAAGUCGGUGAGCUUGCGUGCCCUCUUUGCCGAGGCCAAGUCAAAGGUUGGACUGUUUUGGAGGCUGCAAGGGAAUAUCUUAAUGGUAAGAAGAGAACUUGCAUGGAAGACAAGUGCUCAUAUGUUGGAACUUACAAGGAAUUAAAAAAACAUGUGAAAUUGCAGCACCCUACUGCUAGGCCACGGGAGGUAGACCCUGCUCAUGAACAGAAAUGGAAAAGGCUUGAGCGGGAGAGAGAAAGGGAAGAUGUGAUCAGUACGAUUACAUCAUCAAUGCCUGGAUCAAUGGUUUUUGGUGAUUAUGUAAUUGAAAGGAGUCCCUUUGGGUUUGAUAUAAGCGAAUAUGAGGACUCUGAUGAUGAAGACGAGGGUUUUAAUUUGUCCAGACUUAGGAACAACGUCGAAGAUCUUGAUAGUGAGCUGAUGAAUGUAUUUCUCCUAUUUGAGGAAUUGCGCCGAGGGCGGAAUGUGGGGUCCUUUGAAGGGUUGAGGAGACGGGGUGAGGAUGAUGCUGAUGGUGAUGGCGAGGAUAAUGAAAACGGCGAUGGUACAUCAUUGGCGAGUAGUUUACAGGGUAGAACGUUAUCAAGUAGAUCAAGGAGGAGGCGGAGGCGGCAUGGGCGUGGAGAAGCAAACGCAGGGCAGACGUAGAUAUAUUGGAACUGCUAUAAAAUGGGGAUCAGGAUAAUCAUCAAUAUCUUAGGACAGUGUUAGGAGGAAAGGGUAAUGUUUCUGCAGUUCUCUUUGUUGACGUGUUUACUGACAUUAGGUCGUAAAUUGAAGUUGAAAAAAAGAUGUUUCCUUGUAAUUUUUUAUUGUCCAAUUGCAUAGUGGCCUCCCUUUGUUUAAAAUGAUGUAGUCCCUCUCCUGGUUUUCCCACCCUGAUUUUCUGAAUUGAUGCCUUCUGGACAUUCUUUUAGUAGGAAGUUGGAACACUGCUUGUGUAAAGAUGCACUGAUUAUUCUCCUUA
This is a messenger RNA of Daucus carota subsp. sativus, 1542 nucleotides long. RefSeq lists its product as uncharacterized. NCBI's taxonomy places the organism in Eukaryota, Viridiplantae, Streptophyta, Magnoliopsida, Apiales, Apiaceae. The transcript is spliced from 2 exons. Bases 171 to 1223 code for a protein of 350 amino acids. The record is from RefSeq and is a predicted model, not a curated record.